GAGGCCUGGCAGAAGGGCCGCGGCAUCUCGCUCGCGGGGGGCGUGGCCUGGGGCACCGCGGGCUCGGAGGUGGCGGCCGUGGCCUCGAGGAGCGAGGAGGCGCCGCGCGUGGUGGACCUCGCCACUUGCAGCUGCAGCUGCCCCAAGAGGUGGCCGCUGUGCUCGCACGUCUACGCGGCGGUGCACGCCGCGGACUGCCAGCGGCUGCGCGGGCGGGUGGCGCUGCUCUGCCUGCUGCGGGAGCGCUCGCGCGGGCGGCCGCCGUGCGGGCGCGACGGCGGGGGCCGGCGGCGGCAGAGGGAGCUCGCGGGCGAGGUGGCCCAGCAGGCGCUGGCGGAGCUGGGCCAGUCCGGGGCGCCCGAGGCCGCCGUGGCCUGCUGGGCGCUCGACGCGUUCACCCGCUUCCGGCGGCGCGCCGGCGGCCUCAGCGGCGCCCCUCGGGUGCCCAAGGACGCCCCGGGGGCGGGGAGCGGCGCGCCGGCGCAGCGCCGCUGGCUCGAGCUCUGGGGGCCGCUGCCGGGCACGGGGCGCCUCGGGGGCACG
Molecule: messenger RNA, 543 nt
Organism: Prorocentrum cordatum
Lineage: Eukaryota; Dinophyceae; Prorocentrales; Prorocentraceae
Source: the annotation of a GenBank genome assembly